AUGGCUUGGACCUUGGGGAACCUAUUGGCAGGAGAGCCCGAAGUCUUUGGAGCCUUGGAACGCGCCGCGCUGCGAAGCUUGGGCGAGUUCUCUGCGCAGGGCUUGGCCAACAGCGUCUGGGCCUGUGCCACGGUGUGCUAUCGGUCUGAGCCCCUCUUGGCCGCCUGCGCCCGCGCGCUGGGCGCCCGGCCGAGCGGCAGAAUGGCCCAGGCCAUGGCCAACACGGCGUGGGGCUUUGCCACGCUUGCUCACCUGGAUCCCGCCUUCCUCGACCUCCUCGGCUGCUUCCUCGGCGCGGGCGCUGCGGAGUGGACGCCGCAGCAGGUGGCGAACAGCGUGUGGACGGUGGCGGCGCUGAGCUGGCAGGAUUGGGCGAUGCUAGGUCGUUUGCUGGACGAGGUGAAGGACGGCGUGGGCGAGAUGAGCUGCCAAGGUCUGGCCAACAGCGCCUGGUCGGUGGCGAAGCUCGGCUCGCGCGAGUGGCCUUUGAUGGACGCGCUGGGCGCUUGGAGCGCGCGGAGGAUGGGAAGCUUCGAUGCCCAGAACUCGUCCAACGCGGCGUGGGGCUUUGCCAAGCUGGGCGUGCUGCAGGAGCCGCUGAUGGCGGCCAUGUCCCACGCCGCUGUGCGGCGCGCGCUGCAGCCGCGGGAGGUGUCGAGCCUGGCUUGGGCCUUCGGCACGCUCCGGAGGCACGAUCCACCGCUCUUCGCUUCCCUCAGCGCCGCGUCGGAAUUCGACGGCGCGGCCGACUGGGCGCCGCUGGACGUGGCCAACGGCGCGUGGGGCUUCGACGCGGUGUCGGUGCGCAGCGAGGCCUUGUGGCAGCGGCUGGCGCAGCAGCUGCCAGGCGCGGCGGAGAUCGAACUGCAGCCCUUGGCCACCUUGGUCGAUCUGGACCUCGGCGGUGGAAACCGCCGCGGACGCGGCACGCUGGAGGCCGAGCUGCUCACGCGCGUGGAGGCGUUCUGGGAGGCCUGGAGCUGCGAAGACGCCUUCUCACCGUCCAACGCCCUCCUCACGCAGUGGCGGGUGGACAAUCUGGGCGUCUGUGGGACGACGCAUUUGCUCAGCAAGCUGGGAGUUCUGCGGCCCAGCGACGCUGGCUUUGCAGAACGAGCCCUUGCGCUGGUCCGGCAGAGGCCGUCAGAGGCCCGAAGCUUUGCGAAGGAGAGGGCCUUCUGCUAUGUGGAGUACGACCUGCAGCCCGAGCGCUGUGGAUCCAUCCUCAAGGAGAACAGCUUCCACGGUGUGCGAGCGGGGCGCGUGCCGCUCCUGAAGAGUUGGCGACUCUCCAUCAACGAAGUGGUCGACAGGAGUCUCUGCGCGGAGUUCCAAGCGCUGGCGGAGCUGGGCGACGUCCUGGGCGACGUCCAGGUGCGGGUCCGGUGGCGCGGGGCUCGCGGUGCGGUGAGGGUCUGGGUCUCCAGUGCCUCGUGCCUCUCCUGCGUGAGGGCCAUUCGCCAAUUCUUGCAGCUCUUCCCGGGCCUUUCUGUCACGGUGCAGUGCGAUCGAACGAGAGAUGCGCGCGAAAGAAAUGGGUUUCGGGGCGAGCGCGGGUGGGUCGAAUGGGCUGGGGCGAGGUGGUCGAGGAGCUCAGAAACGGCCUGA
Molecule: messenger RNA, 1608 nt
Organism: Durusdinium trenchii
Lineage: Eukaryota; Dinophyceae; Suessiales; Symbiodiniaceae
Source: the annotation of a GenBank genome assembly